Messenger RNA from Ilex paraguariensis (yerba mate), 516 nucleotides. The record is from the annotation of a GenBank genome assembly. NCBI's taxonomy places the organism in Eukaryota, Viridiplantae, Streptophyta, Magnoliopsida, Aquifoliales, Aquifoliaceae.
AUGUCUAUAGGUAGUCAGAUAGAGCUUAUUUGUCAGGCAAGAAUUGAACCAGAAUCUUACUAUGAGGUAGCCUCAGAGGCCAUUAAGAGCCUUUUGUCAGCUAUCAACUCCAUAGUCUUGCAGCAGGAAGAAGAACUCAAGCUUCAGAAAAGAUCUGAUAAGCUUCAGAAGAAGUUGCAAAGGGAGUUAAACUCACUUGCUGAAAUGGAGAUGAAGUUUGAAGGGAACUCAACCGUGGGAGAUGCACACACUAUAUUGAGCCCAAAGCACCCUUUAUUAAUCAAGCGUGCUAAAGUUGAAGAGUUGAAAAAACGAGUGGAUGAUGAGAAGGCCAAGUAUCUGAACAGUGUUCAUAUUACCAAAGCCAUGACUUUGAACAACCUGCAAACUAGUCUCCCCAAUGUAUUCCAGACAUUAAUGGGGUUUUCCAGUGCCUAUACCCAGGCCUUGAAGACCAAUCUUGACCGUGCCAAACCAGCAGAUUGUGAUGAUGGAUUGCUAGACCCAAUGUGUUGA